Mesorhabditis spiculigera is the source of this 783-nucleotide messenger RNA. Lineage: Eukaryota; Metazoa; Nematoda; Chromadorea; Rhabditida; Rhabditidae. The record is from the annotation of a GenBank genome assembly.
AUGGCCGAAAACGGGGAUGCAGCCCCGCCGGCCGGCCGUGGACGAGCCGAUACGGUCUCAAAGGUGAAGACUGCCGGACUGCCACCGGAUCAAUAUCAGAAGAAGCGAUUCUCGGUGCCGGCGAAGUUGGCACCUGUCGCGAAAGCCAAUGGUGAACGUCGAGUGACCCUCGUCCGCCCGUGCGAGUCGUUCCGCGAGGGCAAAGAAAAACACGCGAUCCAAUUUGGCUAUGCCGCGCUGAACGCCGAAUUCAACGAGACCGAUCCUACUUGUUCUCAAGACCCGGGCUGCUCGGUGUUUACGAUAUUCAACGGGGAAGAGCAUAAACAUACGGUAUGCCAGCAGCCGGUCGGGCAACAGGCCGACCUGUUCAUCUCCACCCUCUCCGAGAAGAGCAAGACGCAGCUGAAAAAGUUUCUGGACAACGCGCCGCGGCAGGACAACGAGUAUUUUGUAUGGGUUCGAGAUACGAGCAGUCAAGUGGUGACCGUGCUGUCGAUUAAAACGCUUGAAAAUCAUCUCAAGACGAAGGGCGGCAUCAGGCGCGUAAAAUGGAGGCAUUUGUCUACGGAGCGACUUUCCAUCUACCGCUACUCCCUGCCGGCCAUCACGGGCAAGGGCGCCCGUGUACGGGAGUGCCUCGUAGGCCAUCGGAAAAUAUGCCUUUUGAUAGUGUGGCUCCUGUUCGUGCUCCUCAUCUGCGUGACCGUCAUCAUCGGCUCGUCAACUUCCAACGACCAAAUGCACAUCAACGCCACCAAUUUUGCCCACCAGCAUUUGACA